Molecule: messenger RNA, 1672 nt
Organism: Prorocentrum cordatum
Lineage: Eukaryota; Dinophyceae; Prorocentrales; Prorocentraceae
Source: the annotation of a GenBank genome assembly
CUCUCCGAGCUCCAGUGGCACCGUCCGACGGCGCAAUCGGCGGCGACGGAAAGCGCCCCGCGGGCCCUUCCCCCCCCUCAUCCCCCCCCCCCUCAAGAGACCGCGCACCACCGCCGCCCUCUUUGGGUGCGGCGGCGGUGCCCCUAGGCGGCGCCCUCUGUGCCCCAGCCCCCGCCGCGGCGCCAAGAGGAGACGGGGAGGCAGAGGAUGAGGAGGAAGAGGAGGAGGAGGAGGAAGAGAAGGCGCGAGAGAAGGCACGAGGAAGCGCGGGCUCCGUUGCGCCUACUGGCGGCCAGGGCCGGGGGGGGGAGGGGGGACUGGCGCGAGGACCGAAUUCGGCAAAUCCGCAGAGAAUGGGCAUGGGGCGUCCGUCUGAUGAGGUGCCGCACCCUCCGAAACAGAGAGGCCAGACGCCCCACACCCUUGAAAAGUUGCCCCCACUCCAGCAGAAGAGCCCACCGAGCGCAGCAAAGGGUCAUGCGGCUUCAACCAGAGCUGACCAUCUCGCAGAAGCUGCCCUUGAAGCACGUGUUGCAGCAGAGGUCCUUCUUGUCCUGGGGAGCCUCCGAAGGAUUGAGGAGCCCGCACACAUCGCACCCGGGAAUCUCAGGAAUCCCUGUGGGAAGCGGCUCCUCGGUGCUGCUACUGGCACUCGUCGGAGGUGGCUGUGUACUCGACGUUGACGGAACCUGGGUCGACGAUGAUGGGACUGGGCUCGUCGUUGAUGGAACUGGGCUCGGCGUUGAUGAAACUGGGCUCGACGUCAAUGGAACUGGGCUCGGCGUUGAUGUAGAUGGAACUGGGCUCGGCGUUGAUGAAACUGGGCUCGACGUCAAUGGAACUGGGCUCGGCGUUGAUGUUGAUGAAACUUGGCUCGACGUGGACGGCUCCUCUUCGACGUCGGUGUCGCUGGCUCCCGAGGGUUCUUCGACCUCGGUGUCGCUGGCUCCUGCCGCCUUUUGCGUGACCACGCCCUCUGUAGUCGCCGAUCCUGGCUCGCCUUCGACGCCGGCGUCGCUAAAGUUCCACAGUGGCUCCGGCUCGGCGCCGGUGCCGUUGACCUGCGGCCCGGCAGCCGGCGCAGGCGGCCGACUGCUGCAGCUCGCACGGGCGCCUGCCGCGCCGAGAGGAGCGGCGCCGGGCCCUCGAGCCGCCGAGCCCCCUGCAGUCCUCACGGCGCCGGCGCCGGCGCCCGCGGAGGGCGACGCGGUCCUCGAGCAGAGGGCCCCGCCGCCGCCGCCGCCGCCCGCGGAGGCGAUGUGCACGCUGUGCCACCAGCGCGGGCUGCCGGGCUCCGGGGACGCCGGGGUCGAUUGCGUGGCACCCGUCGGAGCUGGCAAAGUCUGCCCCCCCGGCGCUCUGCAGCUUGCCCCCCACGAGGAGGCCUGCGGGGAAGCCGUUCACCCCGUCGACCAUGACCUGCUGGUUGCUGACAUGAAGACAUCGUGGCCAUCUACUCUGAACGCCACUGCGGUGACCGCGAGGUAGUCUGCGCCAGGCAUGGUGCACAGGAAGGCCUGCGCCACGAAUGAGCCGUCCGAGCUGCUCGCAAGCGAAUACACACUACACUCCUGGGGGCGGAUCUCCAGCGAGUCCUCGGAGAAGGUAUGAAGCGUGGUCCUCGCCUCAGACGUCGUCUCGUCGAGGCUCGUCUCGACGGAGCACGUGCUCC